AUGAUAAAUACUGACGACACUCAACAUUUGAAUGAAAAUUUACCGUCAUCAUCAUCUCCUUGUACUAAUGGAAAUUGUACAAAUGAAAUUUCAUCAUCAAUCACUCCAAAUACAUUUCCUAAUUCAUUUCUUAUUAUAUUAAUUUUAUCAGUAUUAUGUAUCCUUGGUGUUUGUUUUAUGAUAUUUGGUCCAUUACAACGAUCAGAAGCACAUAAACGUAUAGAAAACUUUACAUUUGGUCGUCAUCCAAUAUUUAAUGUUGAUCAUCGUAAACAAUCAACAAGUACACGUUACGAUGAAUCAAUGGAAUUUUCAUCUAUAUAA
This is a messenger RNA of Rotaria sordida, 324 nucleotides long. NCBI's taxonomy places the organism in Eukaryota, Metazoa, Rotifera, Eurotatoria, Philodinida, Philodinidae. The record is from the annotation of a GenBank genome assembly.